AUGAUGCUGGAAUGUGUUGACGGUAGCUAUUCUUUGAAGGAGCGUACAGAAUAUAAAGUAAAGGUGGUGGUAGGGUGGUGCUACCACCUCCAAUACCCAAUCACGCUUUUCAAUGAGCUGUACUAUCUUAAUGCCGGGGGAACAAUUUGGACAGAUGGAUCACCUCCAUUGCAUAGUUUAUCAAUCAUUGGUGAAACAAAGUUUUCCCUCGAUUGGUCCAAGUCAAAUCUUAAAAAUAGCAUCAAUACAUCCAACGACAAUGACACUGCUGUUGACAUUCUUGGAAGGAUGGCUUCGGUACUUCAGGAGAUUCAUACUUCAGCACCAGUAACUUCCGCUUUUGGAACAAACUUGCUGCAAAAGGGGGAGGAAAACAUUGGACAAUUCCUUUGUCUGAAAGGGAUUGAAUAUCACAUGGGUAACACCUAUGAUGUUCAUUUCUAUGCAUCUUUUUCCUUAAUCAUGCUAUUCCCAAAACUGGAAUUUAGCAUCCAAAGGGACUAUGCUGCAGCAGUGAUGAUGCAUGAUCCUAGUAAGAUGAGACUUCUGCAUGAUGGAAGUCUAGUCUCAAGAAAAGUUCUUGGUGCUGUUCCUCAUGAUAUUGGAAUGAAUGAUCCAUGGUUUGAAUUAAACUAUUAUAAACUUUACAACACAGAUAGGUGGAAAGAUUUGAAUCCAAAAGCUGUUCUGCAAGUUUACAGGGAUGUGGUUGCCACAGGUGACAGACAGUUUGCGCGAGCUGUUUGGCCCUCAGUUUAUACUGCAAUGGCUUAUAUGGAACAAUUUGAUGUGGAUGGGGAUGGGAUGAUAGAAAAUGAAGUGUUCCCCGAUCAGACAUAUGAUACAUGGUCUGCCUCUGGUGUUAGUGCCUAUUGUGGGGGGCAGCCUUGCAGGCUGCUUCUGCUAUGGCUCGUGAAGUUGGUGACAAUGGUUCUGUAG
Ilex paraguariensis (yerba mate) is the source of this 939-nucleotide messenger RNA. Lineage: Eukaryota; Viridiplantae; Streptophyta; Magnoliopsida; Aquifoliales; Aquifoliaceae. The record is from the annotation of a GenBank genome assembly.